Coregonus clupeaformis (lake whitefish) is the source of this 1089-nucleotide messenger RNA. RefSeq names its product bradykinin receptor B1 (gene bdkrb1). The record is from RefSeq and is a predicted model, not a curated record. Gene Ontology annotation, biological process: neutrophil chemotaxis; G protein-coupled receptor signaling pathway; immune response. Gene Ontology annotation, cellular component: membrane. NCBI's taxonomy places the organism in Eukaryota, Metazoa, Chordata, Actinopteri, Salmoniformes, Salmonidae. The transcript has a single exon. The coding region runs from base 1 to 1089 and encodes 362 amino acids. Gene Ontology annotation, molecular function: bradykinin receptor activity.
AUGACCACAGAGCUGGUGGUCUCCAUGGCUAUGCUCCUGUCAGAAAACAACAGGUCUUUCCUUCCCACCGCCAAGACUCCUCUCCACAACACCACAGAAUGGAUCCUGGUCCACAGCAUCGUCCCUCCCUACAUCUUCACCCUGUGUGUGACGGGGCUGCUGGGUAAUGGCUUUGUCCUGCUGGUCUUCCUUCUUCAGAGGGAGCAGUGCACCGUCCCAGAGAUCUACCUGGGAAAUCUGGCCCUGGCUGACCUGCUCCUCCUGGCUUGCCUGCCCUUCUGGGCCAUGAACAUCCUCAAUGACUACAACUGGCCUUAUGGAGACUUCCUGUGCCAUGUAGUCAAUCUGUCUAUCAUUGUCAACUUCUACACCAGCAUCUUCCUGUUGGUGAUGGUGAGCGUGGACCGCUACUUAGCGUUGGUGAGGACCUUGAGGGCCAGGUGGCUGAGGAAGAAGCGCUACGCGCGGGUGGUCUGCCUCAUACUGUGGCUGUUUGGGCUGCUGAUAGGGGGUCUAGCUUCGCUUCACAGAAAGGUGACGUUCGUUGAGGAAUAUCAGACAAUGGCGUGUAUUCUGGAGUAUCCUGACCACUCUGGGGAGUCUUGGAAGCUGGCCCACAACCUCCUGUUGAACAUAGUGGGCUUUGUUCUACCUGUUGUGGUGAUUUUUUCCUGUAGUUGUAACAUCAUCAGAGCCCUGAGGAAGAGGGGGAAGAGUGUUUAUAUAGAGGGUGGAAACGACAGGAAGGCCACGGUCCUCGUUUACGCCGUGACGCUGCUGUUUUUUGUAUGUUGGAGUCCCUUCCAACUCUUCACCUUACUCGAUAUACUGUGUGAUGCAGAGGUCUUGGAUGAGACGUGGCAUUAUACCCUGGACAUUGGUACCCAGUUUUCAACCUACCUAGCAAUUCUGAACAGUAGCCUAAACCCUGUGUUGUAUGUAUUUUCUGGUCAGUAUUUUAGGACGAAAGUUAGCACCAUCUACAGGAGAAUGAAGAAUCGCAGGAGAUCUGAUACGAUGGCAUUUCAGCUUUCAAUUGUAUCAACCUACCUCCACAGGACUGAUCAAAUCAAACCUGUUGUGAUAUAG